Molecule: messenger RNA, 1764 nt
Organism: Eutrema salsugineum
Lineage: Eukaryota; Viridiplantae; Streptophyta; Magnoliopsida; Brassicales; Brassicaceae
Product: heparanase-like protein 3
Exons: 9
Coding region: 51-1682 (543 amino acids)
Cellular component (GO): plant-type cell wall; membrane
Molecular function (GO): beta-glucuronidase activity
Source: RefSeq, a predicted model, not a curated record
CAUUUGCAUAUAUAAAAACACCAACUCAGAUCCCAUUUCCUUUAUAUAAAAUGAAGGAAGAGAAGAUGGGUUAUCGUCAAAUCUCGGUUACAGUUUUAUUUCUUUGCCUGUUCCAAUUCUCCGACAACACCGUCGUAAGCUCCGUCGUAGAAGAAAAAGGAACGGUGCUUGUGUAUGGAAGAGCCGCCGUGGGAACAAUAGACGAAGACUUCAUUUGCGCCACUUUAGACUGGUGGCCACCUCAGAAAUGUGACUACGGAACUUGUGCUUGGGACCAUGCUUCGAUUCUCAAUCUGGACCUGAACAACACUAUUCUUCAAAAUGCAAUUAAAGCAUUUGUACCAUUGAAAAUAAGAAUAGGAGGAACAUUACAAGACUUGGUAAUAUAUGAGACACCAGAUCAGAAGCAGCCUUGCCUUCCUUUCACCCAAAACUCUUCCCUUCUCUUUGGUUAUACACAAGGAUGUUUGUCUCUGCGCCGAUGGAACGAGCUCAAUGCCUUCUUUCGCAAAACCGGAGCUAAAGUCAUCUUCGGGCUGAAUGCACUUUCUGGACGUUCCAUAAAACCUAACGGCGAAGCUGUAGGAGCCUGGGAUUACACAAAUGCUGAAUCAUUCAUCCAGUAUAUAGUACAGAAUAACCACACCAUCGACGGUUGGGAGCUUGGCAAUGAGCUGUGUGGAAGUGGUGUGGGUGCAAGAGUUGCAGCAAAUCAGUAUGCUAUAGACACCGUAGCUCUGCGGAACAUUGUCAACCGGGUUUAUAAGAAUGUGAGCCCCAUACCUCUGGUGAUAGGCCCGGGUGGCUUCUUUGAAGCUACUUGGUUCACAGAAUACUUUAACAAAACGGAAAAUUCUCUUGAUGCUACUACUCGCCACAUCUACAAUCUCGGUCCAGGAGUCGACACACAUCUGAUAGAAAAGAUUUUAAACCCAUCAUACUUGGACCAAGAGGCAAUAACGUUUCGCAGCCUCAAGAACAUAAUCAAGAACUCCUCAACUAAGGCAGUUGCAUGGGUUGGUGAGUCUGGUGGUGCCUACAACAGCGGAAGGAAUCUUGUCUCUAAUGCUUUCGUGUAUAGUUUCUGGUACCUGGACCAGCUUGGAAUGGCAUCGAUAUAUGAUACAAAAACAUACUGUAGACAGUCUCUGAUCGGAGGAAACUAUGGGCUGCUAAAUACUACUAAUUUCACACCCAAUCCAGACUAUUACAGUGCUCUGAUCUGGCGAACACUUAUGGGAAGAAAGGCAUUGUUCACAAGCUUUUCUGGAAUCAAAAAGAUACGCUCAUACACACAUUGUGCUAGACAAUCGAAAGGAAUCACAGUUUUACUGAUGAACCUUGACAACACUACAACAGUUGUGGCAACAGUAGAGUUAAAUAACACUUUCAGUCUGAGACAUGCGAAGCACAGGAAGUCGUCUCAAAAAAGAGAAAUUUCUCAGUUGCCUUGGGUUUCUAAUGGUGAAAUCCAAAGAGAAGAAUACCAUUUGACAGCAAUGGAUGGGAAUUUACACAGUCAGACUAUGCUACUCAACGGAAACGCACUGCAAAUUAGUUCGACAGGUGACAUACCUCCUCUGGAGCCGAUACAUGUAAACUCAACAGAGCCAAUAACAAUAGCUCCAUAUUCCAUUGUGUUUGUGCAUAUGCGGACCGUUGUUGUACCUGCAUGUGCUUAGGAAGCUGCAUAUGGAAUUUAAACAGUUAUAUUCAAUUAUAUGAUUAGAAAGAAAAAAAAAAGUGUACUUUUUUUAGAAACCU